Molecule: messenger RNA, 1715 nt
Organism: Triticum aestivum (bread wheat)
Lineage: Eukaryota; Viridiplantae; Streptophyta; Magnoliopsida; Poales; Poaceae
Product: protein FAR1-RELATED SEQUENCE 5
Exons: 2
Coding region: 38-1522 (494 amino acids)
Source: RefSeq, a predicted model, not a curated record
UCCAUCGUUAAACGUCUCUCCCCUUGUACUCACGAAAAUGGGGAAACCAUCCCAAUCUGUCCUUCUGCUCCUCGCGGCGGCCCUCCUCUUCCCGCUCGCCCGCUCCGACGCCGCCAGCCCUAUCGACGCCACGUACGACGAGCUCCGCAGCCGUGGCUUCCCGCACGGCCUGCUCCGGGCCCACGUCACGCUCGACGCUGGUUCGGGGGACUUCGCCGUAGAUCUCGUCUCCUCCGGCUGCCGCAUCGUUCUGCCUGCAUACUUCUGCCUGACACGGAGGCCCGUGGCCGUGGGGUUCGACCGGUCGCUGCACCACGACGAGUUCAUGGGCUCGCUGCUCCACGCACUCUCCGGGCACGUCGAGGAGCUGCUCGGCCGCGUCGUCGUCGACCCGGCCGCGACGUGCCUUGUCGCUGACCCCUUCUUCGUGUGGCCGGUGACGCUGGCCACGAAGUUGGGCAUCGCGUACGUGACGGAGCCCGCGCUCAUCUUCAACCUCUACUACCACGUCCACCUGCUCAGCAAGAACGGACACUUCGGAUGCAACGAACCUACAACUACAGUGAACAGCGGUGCGGGGACAUCUACUGCGGGGAGCUCUGAGCGCACGGAAGACGUGUUCCACCAGCCAGCAGACUGUCAUGCCGCAAACAAUUUCGAGUCAGAGUCGGGAAUGGCAAUCAUUCCAGCAAUGCCGACGAGCACCCCUUUGAACACAAGCACUAGCAACACUCGAGUAGAUGGAACUGCCGCCGAUACUGAAGCGAAUGAUGAAACUGACGACGACGCACAAGAGGAUGAAGAUGGUGGGCAAUCCGAGAUCGUGGUACCUCAGCCACCAUACAUUGGGCAGAGAUUUGGAUCGUUCGCAGAAGCAAAGGAAUACUACCAGGCAUACGCAAAGUUCCAUGGAUUUGCGGUCAACACCGAGUACCAUAGGAAAAUUAAGAAAACUAAUGAGUACAACAGAGGUGAAAUGAGGUGCCACAAGGCACGGAGGAACAAGAAGGGGAAAGGUGUUGCGCCUGUCGUUCUGGAACGAAAGAGAGGCAUCAUUCUCAAGACGGGGUGCCCUGUCCGGUGUAAGCUAAACGUAGAUGGAGCAACAUGGGUGGUCAAUGAGUAUUUUGACGAGCACAACCACAAACUCAUAAAGAAGUUCGACCUGGUGAAAUUUCUGACCGCCCACAGAGGGUUCACCCCCGUCGAAAGGAAAUUCGUAAAGCUGCUACAUGAUUGUAACGUCGGUCCAUCAAGAAUGGUACAGAUACUAUCUCUCAUCCACAGCAAAAAGGGGACUCUGAGUAGCAUGCCGUACAUACCAGCUGACGUCACAAACCUACAGGCCAAGUACCAUAGAGAGAGCAAGUUGGCAGACAUAGAGGCCACAAUAGCCUACUUCGAUGUGAAAGCAAAGGAAGAUCCAGAUUUCUUCUACAGGAUAAGGUUGGACGAUGAGGACCGUGUCAGGAACAUGUAUUGGGUGGAUGGUGCUGCAAGGAGAGCCUACAAACAUUUCUGAGAUUGCAUUUCAUUCGACGCGACGUACCUCACCAAUAUGUACAAGAUGCCAUGCGCUCCGUUCAUAGGAAUAAAUAACAACAAUCAGUCGUUGCAGUUCGGAUGCGGCCUCGUCCGGAAUGAAGACACAGAUGGGUACGUUUGGCUGUUCAAGACCUUCUUGGAGUGCAUGGAUGGACUUGCUCUGAUGAACA